CGACCACCUUGGCAUUAAUAUGUCUUACCUUUUCCUUCCAUUUCGGACUGAUCAAUUGAGAAGACAUUCGAAGGGAGUUCAAAAACUGAGAUGAAACCGUGUACGUCUGGAGUUUCGUCUAUCGAAACGAGUUAUUAAUUAAUGAAAUUCUCUACCGGAACACGUGAUAUCAGCACCUUCUGCUGAUAUAUUCACCUGAACAAUGUAACGAACCGCGAUGAAUAAAUUAGGUCAAUAAACCUCCUAUCCAUUUUACUGAGGACUGAAGACAUUGAGGGAAUAUCAGCGCAAAAUACAAGCAGCUAGUCUGCUUGUCAAGGUCAUUGUAUCGCUCAAGAACGAUCUGCUCGUCAGUUAAUCCGUUUUCCAUAUGUUGGAUUCCUACAGAUUUAACCUUUAAGAUGCAGUCGGCAAAUCUAAGCCCAGCAUUAACAUGAUGAAUUUUCAUUUCUUUGUGUAAAGAAAUGUAUAGUGUCGCUGUUCGUAUUUAUUUUCACGUAAACUUUUUUCCACAAAUUUCAAAUGAUUAUGUGUAAAUAAAUGUUGACAGACACAGUAUUUUCUUGUUAGCUUGUGCUAUUUGAUGUCAUGGUUAUGUCAUUUCAGUUCUAUAGUUUAUUGUUUCUAAUACCGUUCGAAUUUUAUAAGCCCGGUUAUCGUCUCAGUUCACCUCGGCAUUUAACUCGAUGGUUUUUGAUGCCAGAAUAGAGGACGACAAAGUUGAUUCUGAUGUUCCGGGUAUUGUAUAUCUUUCAACUAUACCGAAUGGGAUGAACGUUAGCAUGAUCUCGGACAUUAUGCAACAGUUUGGCAAAAUUGGCAGAGUUUAUUUGGUACCAAAAAAGAAAAAGGUAGGAAAAUACCGUCAAUAUGAAGAAGGCUGGGUUGAGUUUCUGAACAAGAAAAUAGCUAAGCGUGUUGCUAAACGGCUUAAUUGUACAGAGGUUCUCGGAUCAAAGCGUAAUCCGUGGUUUGGUGAACUGUGGAACAUUAGAUUUUUGAAAGAUACUUCAUGGAACGACCUUUUUGGCGCUGAACGUGAAGAAGAAGAACAAAGGCGUACAGCUCAUGAUCGUGAUAUAGUGGUCGCGAAGCAUCAAUCUCGCCAAUUUUCUGCAGCUCUAGAUGCAAAGAAACUAGAAAAAAGGAUGAAACAAGUUAAAGGGAAAAGAUUUACUGAAAGAAAACCAGUCCGAUUGAAUCGACGCCAAAAGCUUACAGAAGAUGAGAUCAAAGAAAAACUUGCUCAUUCUAGUCGUACACCACCUGAAGGAUGUCUUGGCUUCUCGGCUGUUUCGAAUCCCGAAUUUAUGGGCAGUCUUUUUGCCGGUGGUCUGUAACUAUUUUUUUACGGGAUUGUUGUAUAUGAGAUGCUUAUGUAAUGUAAAUAAAUUUUUUUAUGAAAACGA
Messenger RNA from Schistosoma rodhaini, 1409 nucleotides. The record is from the annotation of a GenBank genome assembly. Lineage: Eukaryota; Metazoa; Platyhelminthes; Trematoda; Strigeidida; Schistosomatidae.